CCUUAUUAUCAAGACCAUCUGACAGCCGCGCCAGAACGAGAGAUGUAGAGACCAUGGAUGAAGCGCUAACUCCACUCUAGAACCUUGUGAGAUCAUCAGUAGAAAGAGACAUUCUAAUCCGGACCAGAACUUUAGCCACAGCCAUUAACCGUAGAAUUGGUGUGGAGUUGAAUUCUUGUUCCGAUUUUAGAAAGUUUUCUUUAUUCUGGGUCUUCUUUGUUUCUGUGAUUCAAGCCUUUGACUGUUUUUGGAGGAGACGGUCCUUCAGGAUUUUGCCGACGAUUGUUCUCAGUAGACACUUACCGCUGUCUUGAUCCCUUAUGACUUUUUGGAAUUUGAAUGUUUGACCUAACGAAAUGUCUGUGAUAAAACGAGAUCUAUACACAUCCAGAAAUCCAAUCUAUACAGCAUUAUAUUUUAUUCUGACUGUUCAGUUCUAUGGAGUAUUAAUUUUUGCGGGACAUGUAAACGAAAAAGAACAAACAUACACGUUAAAUAUACCGUGGCACAUAGGAAACCUUCACCCACGACAUGUGCAAUACACAGUUCACGGAAUUCCAGAAAUCCAAACCCUCCGACUCAAACGGAACGACAACAUUAACAUCAACGUGCCCUCCUGUAUCAUAGAUCAGGGUUUUACUAUUUGUGAAUACGGAAAUAUACAAGAUAUUGCCUUCUAUCACACUACCGAUAAACAAGGGGCGUUUGCAAUCACAAUGGACCGCACGGCACCAACGAACACACAGACACAACUUGAAGGCGUUUUGGUCUCCGGAAAAGACGCGUUUGUGUUGGAGCCAAAUGGUCCCCUGGGACACAGCCUGACCCCCGCCCACAACCACAGGAUUAUGAAGAGGAGUUCGUACAUCAACAGCCAGUACCUGGACAAUUGGCAUUCGUCGACAAACCGGCAUGAUAUGACAUACAUGGACAGACGGAUGGUACAUAUCUCAGACAGACACACCUUCCAAGAUUUCCAGGACAACAUGCUUCAUGACGUCAACUACAACACCAAACGCCCGUAUGUGGUGGAGGUGCUAGUCCUGAUCGACAACAGUUUAUACCAAAAAUUCUACAAGAGACACGGCGGUGAUGAACUGGAAACAAUGACAAAACUCAAAUACUACUUUGCGCACAUUGUUAACGGGAUGGACCUUCGUUACUCUUCCAUCAACAAUACAGGGUUUACCAUCUCUAUUCGUCUGGCCGGUUUCUUCAUCGCAAAGAAUGCCAGCGACCUUCCGUUUGUGAUGACGUACAGACAGGGAGGGGACAGGCGCUCGAAGGUGGACGGAAGUUCCACGCUUCUGGGGCUGACCAACUUCCUGAAGUCCAAAAAGGAUUUACCACACCACGACCACGCUAUGUUGUUCACUGAGUACGAUGCUACAAAUGGAAGAGGAUACAUAUUAGGAACGAGUUACCUAAGUGGUAUCUGUACCGCAAUGAGCACGUCUGUCAUUGUUGACCAUGGCUCAUAUAACUCCGCUGGAAUUGCUGCGCAUGAAUUAGGACACAAUUUGGGAGUAAUUUACCAUGAUGGCGACGACAACCCUGUAUCCACGCAUUGUCCACGUGAGCUUAACUACAUCAUGGCACCAUCAUCGGCGAUUAUAAAUUCAAAAACCAAAGAAUACAGCUUUAAGUUUUCCGACUGUUCCAUAGCUCAAAUGGAAGACCAUGUUAAUUUAUUGACACAAAGGGCCCGGAUCUUCCGUAGAAAGGGAAACUGUUUAGCAGACGACGCAGGUCCGUCGUACGCUACAAUGGUAGUCAAGCCCUAUCUCACUAUUCCACCUGGACAGUUAGAAGACGUCCAUACACAGUGUAGGCAGUUGUACGGAAACGAAUCAUUUAUGUGUCCACCUGCCACAACUGACGAAAUGUGCUACAAAAUGUACUGUUUUGACCCCGGAAGGAAAAUGUGUAUAACCGGAAGUGAACAAAGAGCCGCCAUGGGAACUUCAUGUGGAGACAAAAAAUGGUGUAAACUUGGAAAGUGUGUUCGAGAUGAAAAAGCUCCCACUGUACCAGAUAACUGUCCUUUCCCGGACGUCCCACCGCCUAGAGCCUCGUGUAAGGAGGAUGCCACGCCCAUGCAAUGCCAAGAUCCAAUAUUCUAUAAGAGAUGCUGCCAAUCCUGUAAUAGAAAUUUUACCGAAGAAGAUUUUUGCAGGGAUUCUAAAAUUUUAAUAAACGGUUUAAAAUGCGACCAAUUUAUUGCUAAAUAUACGCAAGAGAUAUGCAAUUAUGAUCCUAAUGUCAAGAACUUUUGCUGCGCCAGCUGUAAAAAACAUAUUCAUUAUGCGCCCACGCCGCCUUCGCCCACGCGUUCUGUGCCUGUGAACUGUCAAGACAAUCUGUUCGUCAGAAUAAACAGUCUGCCUUGUGAGGUGUUUGUUGCCAAAAACGGUCUGUGUGACAGACCAAUUGUGCAACAACAUUGCUGCGGAAGUUGCCAAGCAUGGAAUGACUUAAAGAAAUAAACUAUAUACCCAGAA
Messenger RNA from Magallana angulata, 2501 nucleotides. Its product is annotated as snake venom metalloproteinase ACLH-like. Gene Ontology annotation, molecular function: metalloendopeptidase activity. Gene Ontology annotation, biological process: proteolysis. The transcript is spliced from 17 exons. The coding region runs from base 357 to 2486 and encodes 709 amino acids. The record is from RefSeq and is a predicted model, not a curated record. NCBI's taxonomy places the organism in Eukaryota, Metazoa, Mollusca, Bivalvia, Ostreida, Ostreidae.